Molecule: messenger RNA, 1057 nt
Organism: Pelagomonas calceolata
Lineage: Eukaryota; Pelagophyceae; Pelagomonadales; Pelagomonadaceae
Source: the annotation of a GenBank genome assembly
UUGGCCAGGAUCGAGCAUUGAUAAGGCUCGAUUGAUAAGCAUGCGUGCGUUACUGCAGCGCACGCGACGCGCGCAGACAGUCGCGCAUCGCUGUCGCAGCGUAACCGGCCCGUCGAGAGCCUUGGCAGCCACACAACGCAGAACAACGCUGCGCAGCGCAAUACUGCGCCGCACAGCAGCGCUCCGCAGAACCAGCACCGAUGCCACGCCGAAGAAAGAGAAGCCGCCGUCGUUCCACAGUGAAAAAGGGGGCGUCGUCGAAAACAUGAAAACAAGCGCGACGCGCAACGCAGAAACUCUGCCGGCCCUCAACGACCUCGUGGGCCUCGCGGGCUUCGGGCUGAUCACGGUGCAAUGGUUGAUGGAUGAUGUAUUGGUACUACGAAGCUUCGGCCUGGCGUCCUGUGCGUCGAUGAUUAUCUUCAAUCUCUGCCGCAAGCCGCCGGUGAUGCUCCCGGUGUAUUUCAACGUGCUUUUCAUUGCGGUCAACGGGUACUUCGUCGCGCGAAUCAUGGAUGAAAGAAGGGACAUCGAGUUAUGUGGCGACGCCGCCGCCCUGUGGGAUACGGCACUCUCGGACUCGGGCUUACCGCGCAAAGGCGUGCAAUUGCUGGUGGAGGCGGGUGACCUAGUAUUGCUGCAGCCGGGCGAGAUCCGCUCGCGGGAAGGCGCGCCGCGGCGGAAUCGAGUCGCGAUAAUUCUCGAAGGUUCGGUGUCGGUGGAUCUCUCCGGAGAGCACCUCGCAGACAUACCCGUCGGCGACUGCGUCGGCGAGUUCGGCUACGUCAAUAAGCGGGGCAUCGACGACCCCGUCGAGCAUGUGAGUACGUCGUGUGGCGGCAGCGCGGCCUGCCGUCUGAUCUCGUGGGACUACGAAGAGCUCGACGCGCACGUCGCAUCGCGACCGGAUGCUAAACGCGCCCUCGAGCACUUUUUCGCCAAGAAGCUGCUGGAGAAGCUGGAGCACAUGAAUGAGAUGCACGUCCACGACCAGCAGCUCCUCCACCCAGGAGGACAAGGUCGCCUCUCCCGCUGGCGGCGAUCGCUCCUCGGGUGA